AUGUCAACGAUUCCACCAAGUUAUCUUGUUGUGCCGUAUCGAGAAUUCGUCUUGCGUACAUCUAUUUCUUGUCGAACAUUCAAACUCGAUCAUCUGCCAAAACAUCCGAAUAAUUUUCAUCCGAAAUAUUCGAAAUAUUUACGCGGUCGAUUCCCACAUGUCGUACCAGAUGCAAAUAUCACAUUCGAUGAUAUUGAACAAUUUUACACAAAAACCUUAGUGAAGAAAAAAGUCAACAGUGCACCGAUCGAUACACCAUUUGCGAAAAAUAUCACUUUCGAGAAUAUUCCAUAUCAAUAUGAGAAUGAAAUGUGGUUUCCAGUAGGUGUGACAUCCGCUCAGCGUACAGCAAUCAUCGUACCAUUACAAGGACGAGCAUACAACGCCAAAGCAUUUUUAUUGAAUAUGCAUGCAUUUCUGCGAAGACAGCAGCUUACCUAUAUAAUACUCCUGGUAGAACAGAUUUUACCGGGUAGUCCACAAUUCAAUAAAGGCCGUUUAUUUAACACCGCUGUUCGUUACAUUCAACAGAAAAAUUUAAACAUCACGUGUCUGAUCUUGCAUGACGUCGAUUUAUUACCAGAGGACGAUGGAAACUUUUACACAUGUGAAUCGAAACAUCCUAAACAUACAACAUCACGUGUCCGACUACUUGGCACUAACGCUGGUUAUAUGAGAUACUACGAGUUUUUGGUUGGUGGCGUUCUCUUGCUAUCGUUUGAUAUGUAUAAAAAAUUAAAUGGCUUUUCAAAUUUGUAUUGGGGAUGGGGCGGUGAAGAUGAUGAUUUAGCGUUGAGACUCAUUCAACGACAAAUGUGUGUCGUUCGACCAAGUUACGAAUUAGCGAUUUAUAUUGGAUUACCUCAUCCUCGUGGCAAACGAAACGAUGCUCGUUAUAGUCUACUAACGUGGGCAACAGUUCGUUUUCCUCAAGAUGGUUAUGCACAAAUUGAACCAUUAACGCGAAUCAUGAAUAUACGUCAAACAUCUACAGUCGUUCAUUUGCAAGUAGAUGUGAACGUGAUGCCCAUUGAUAAGAACUCAUUAGUAAUCGAAAAGAAGACGUCGAAUGUUUCUAAUAACGUCACCGCUCGAAAGUCAGUGACAUAA
Adineta ricciae is the source of this 1110-nucleotide messenger RNA. Lineage: Eukaryota; Metazoa; Rotifera; Eurotatoria; Adinetida; Adinetidae. The record is from the annotation of a GenBank genome assembly.